AUGAGACAAGAAAAAGAAUUUGUUUUGCCAGACCUCAAUGUUGUUGCUGCAGAUUUUGUUGACGACCCCAAUGUUGAUCUAAAUUCUCGAGAGAAUGCAAUAUUUUCAGUGGAUCGUUCAUUGCUAGAUUUAAACAGGGAACCGUUCGUGGAACAUGACAUAUCAUUGGAGAUGGGAUUACAAACUUUCAUGGAUGAUAACUUAGAAGAAGUCUUCAAUAUAGUUACUAUUGCUCGUCCAAGGUUUGAUGAACAAGGAAAUGAGACUUUCUCGGGAAAAAUAGGCGUGUUUCCCCUUGUAACACGAGAGCCGGCUAAAAGAAACAGUGUGAAUAGAGUUGCGGGUACACUAGAGACGAAACCGAUUGCCUCGGUGAAAAGGGACGUUAUAAGGUCAUUCUUGAUUGAAAAGGUCAUACCAACAAUCAAGGAAAAAUGGCCAAGAGAAGACUCGAGAUAUCCAAUAUUCAUUCAACAAGACAAUGCAAGAACACAUAUUCCCCAAGAUGAUAUUGAGUUUUGCCGAGUAGCGAAAGAAGAUGGAUUUGAUAUUCGUUUGAUGUGUCAACCUCCAAACUCUCCGGAAUUGAAUGUUUUAGAUCUUGGAUUUUUCAGUGCAAUUCAAUCAUUGCAAUACAAGGAGUCACCUAAAAAUGUUGAUGAACUUAUUAAUGCGGUUGUAAAUGCAUUUGAAGGUUUUUCGGCGAGAAAGUCCAACCGUAUAUUCCUAACAUUGCAAUCGUGCAUGAUAGAGAUAAUGCGAGGAAAAGGUUCUAACAAGUUCAAGAUCCCACAUAUGAGUAAAGCAAUGCUAGAAAGAGAGGGCCGACUUCCAACUCAACUGAAAUGUGAUCGUGAGUUAGUACAAGAAAUUCUUAAUUAUUUAGGAUAA
This is a messenger RNA of Erythranthe guttata (spotted monkey flower), 891 nucleotides long. Lineage: Eukaryota; Viridiplantae; Streptophyta; Magnoliopsida; Lamiales; Phrymaceae. The record is from RefSeq and is a predicted model, not a curated record.